UCUGUUCGAUUUGUCCUCGGAGUGUCUCGGAAGCGCUCGGAACCUCUCGCUCGCGCUCGGCAGCUCUCGGCGACUCGGGGAAACAGCGGCUAAACAGUGCAACAGUGACGGAUGGCACGCCGUGGACGCUUUCGGAGAGAGCUCGCUGUGUGAUUUCUGGCCGACUCGAGCAGGGCAGAUAGCUGAGGAGGCUCGUCAGACGGCCGUGUUUACUCGGUGACUGGAGCUAUCGGCGGUGGAUCUGUUCCUUAUCUAGCUUAUCCUGUAUCUUAGUUAUCUAUCUGUCUGUCAGCGACUCGGACUCGUUUCUGGCUUUUGUUUGAUUUUAUUUAGCUUUACUUCUACAAGAAGAAGAAGGAGAACAAGAAGAAGAGAAACUGGCGAGAGAGAGAGAAAGAGAGAAAUAUCUCCGGGAGAGGACGUUACGUUAUUUCGUAAUUUCGUUCUACUUAGCUAACUAGCUAGUUAUGUUUAUAACCAGAGAAAGGAAGGAAGUUUUUUCCCCUUUCUCUUCAGUUUUUUUCCUUUCUCUUCUGUUUGUUGGUUUUUAGCUUAUCUAAGAAAGCUAAGCUAGGUUUGGUAGCUAAGGAAGAUUGCAGUUGCUGCUGCUGUUUGUUGCUACGGCUGCUGCUGCUGUUGUUGUUAGCUAGCGUUAAUGUUAGCUUAAUGUUGUUUUCUUAUUGUUUUAACUAGCUAAACAGGUUAACUAGCUUUGCGUUAGCUAGCUAGGUUAGCUGACUAACUAGUUAUCUUAACUAACUGCAUAGCUAAUAAGGUUUCUUUAGCUGGUUAAACAUGUUCGUUUGUUGUCUUCGCUAGGUGGCUAACUAACGUUACCUCCUUCCCUAGUCUCUCUCUUUCUGUGACUGGGUGACUGAGAGACUGAUAAAGAGAGAGAAAGAAAGAGAGUGAGGGAGGGAGUGAGAGAGUGAGGACAAGAAGAGGAGGGUCAGGUUUUUAUUUUUAGCUCCUCCAGAACGCUAGUUAACUAGCUGGGGUUAGCUAGCUUGCGUUAGUUGCAAAGUGAAACGAGGAUUUUUCACCAUUCUUCCUUCCUCCCUUGCUCAGAAGCCAGACUGUGUUGUUGCUCGCGUAUCAGGGGAAGAGUGAGGACGGCUCUAUAAAUAGCUCCAAAGAGAGGGAGAGAAACUACAUCGACGUUAGCCAGCUAGUAUCAUUUUCUCUCGUGUGCCCCCUCUCUCUAUCUAUCGCUCUCUCUCCUCAGUCUGUGUGUGUGAGUGUGUGUGUUUUUUGCCGCCUUCUCUCAUAUAUGGAGGGCUGUGGGGGAGUCAAUGGAGUCCGCUCACUCGCUCCGCGCUUCUGUAUUGUUCCUAAACAGAGACGCUUCAGUGGAUUAUACUAGCCAUAGCGAGCUACAAAACUGAAACUUGAACUGGGAGCACGCCGAUAUUGAGACGUGUCCUCUUUUUUGUGUGGAUUUUUUUUGUUGUGUGCAAGAAAAAAGGAGAAAGAACCGAGAGGAUUGGAGAGAAGGAAGGAAAGAAAGAAAGGGCAUAACUGGUCCUGGCUCUUGCUUUUUUGAAUUACAUUUAUUUUUUUUCUUCUCCCGUGGAUUACUAGGAUAUACUGUGAUUAUAGAUAUGCUAUUACAGUUAUUGUAUUAGUAGUAGAAGAAAAAAACAAAAAACAAGUCAACUGGCAUGGACAAGGAUGGUCAAAUCAUCUCACGGCGGCUAGGAGGAUUAAACACACGGAGGAUCAUCAUCAUCAUACCCACCGCCACCGCAUCGCCACAGACAAUGAUUCGGUUUCAGCCGCCUGACGAGAAGCAUCCGAGCCACCCCGAGCUCGUGUGGAUGGAAACAAAGUGUUAGUGCUAGCGCUAGUUUUCAGUUUUCGCCCCGAAGAAAAGAAAAAAAAGCGGAGACGGAGAAAGGAAGGAAGGAAUUAAACCCUAAGGCAUUCCUACGGAUUCGCUACAGUGUUUUAAAAAAAGAGAGAGAGAGAGAGAAAGAGAGAAAUCACGCCUCCGCUGGUUUACACUGCGUUGUUCCUCUCAGUCUGCUGGCUUUCUCCGUGAUUUUUCUAUAUUUGUUGCUUGCUUUACUACUGAAGGAAUCGUUCAUCCACCUUCUUCAACCGACAACCAACCUACCCACCUACCUUCCUUCCUAAGUACCUGCCUAACUACCCCCUCUCAGAACCCUCUGCUCGGUUCUGAUACCGAUCGAGGAUCUCGACAUGCCCUACGCUGACGAGCCCAUCGGCGGACGAUUAUGACUACAGCAGCGAACUGGGUGGCUAACGGGGCGAGCCUUGAAGACUGCCAUUCCAACCUUUUCUCUCUGGCGGAGUUGACCGGCAUUAAAUGGCGGUGCUACAACUUCCGCGGUGGCGGCGAGUACGGGCCGGUGAUUUCAGCGCCGGCGCAGGACGACCCGGUGCUGCGCAGCUUCACGUGCUGCGUGCAGGCCAACCUGCUGUGUGUGUGGCGCCGCCGCGUCAAGCCUGAUGCCAAGGAGCUGUGGAUCUUCUGGUGGGGCGACGAGCCCAACCUGAGUGACAUCAUACACCAUGAGCUCGAAAUGGUGGAAGAAGGUCUGUGGGAAUGCGGGCUGUCCUAUGAGUGCAGGACACUCCUCUUCAAGGCCAUUCAUAAUCUACUGGAAAGAUGCCUAAUGGAGAAGGACUUUGUGCGAAUCGGCAAGUGGUUCGUCAAGCCUUAUGAGCUGGAUGAGAAGAACCUCGGCACCAGCAGCAGUGAGCACCUCUCCUGCUCCUUCUCCUUCUUCCUGCAUGGUGAGAGUAAUGUGUGCACCAGUGUGGAGAUCGCUCAGCACCAGCCUGCCUACCACAUCACUGAGGAGCAUGUGCGCCUGGCCCAGACCUCCAGCAGCCCCAUACAGGUGAUCCUGAGUCCGUAUGGGCUGGGGGGAACUCUAACUGGACAGGCCUUUAAGAUGAGUGAUCCAGCAGUGAGGAAGCUGAUGGAGGAGUGGAGCCACUUCUACCCCAUGGUGCUGAAGCGCAAGGAAAAUGAGCGGGACGAGAGCAACCCCACCUACGACUCCCACAGCCACGUCGCUCUGGAAGUCAUUGUUGGUGGAGUAAGGAUGAUUUAUCCAGCAGCCUUUGUGCUCGUUGCUCAUGCUGAUCUGCCAGUAGAGCAGCCUCCGCCUGCUCAGGGCGCUCAGAGCGGCACCAGAGACUCCUCCAACUGCGGCAUCCCCCUCACACCCCCCACCUCGCCGGAGCAGCCCUGCUCAGGUGAUAGUGGAUUUCAGACUGCGGUCUCCAGUGUUGCUAGCCAUGAGUGUGGCCCAGCCCAGAGCCCAAAGCACACCGAGAAGAAGCUGACCAAUCAGAUGGUCCAUCAGGCCUGGAAGGAAUGCUAUGUGAACCAGUUACAUCAUAGAUGCAGUCUCUCCAACAGCAUGACGCCCAAGAAGGAGGUGUCAAACGGACUGGCCACGUGGGACUUCACUGACCCUGGGGAGAGAGCCCCCUGCAGCUGCUCCAGGUUGAGGCAGCAGGCGAAGCAGCAGCAGGCGAGCGGAUCCUGUGCCAACCCACAACCCGGUGCCAACCCGUCCUCCUGCCCCGCCUCCUCCGCCCCCUCCUUACCCCCGCCCUCCAUACCCAAACACAAACCUGCGGACAAACCCGACAAAUCCGAUAAGGGUCCUAAACGUGUGGCCAUAACCCCCUUCCACCACCGUCUGUCCGUGGAUCAGCAGCAGUGUCCGGAUCAGGACCCCCCGGCCGGUUCUCAGCUGGCUCUCGUGCCUCUGGACCCUCCGCUGGAUUCCCUGCCCAGCUGCAAAUACCCCAAGCCCAUGUCGUCAAUCAGGAAAGGCCCCGAAUCCCUUCUCCACUCUCCGGUAUCACCGCUGCCCCCUACGCUGAGCCCGCACCCAAGGGUUCAGGACCCUGAAGCCAUGGAGGCCCCUGUGGGCUUGCCCCAUUGCUUGGAGGGGCCCCCAAUGCCCCCGCCUCCGGAGAUGAGCGAGACGGCACUGUACACGGCUUCCCUGGUGCCCCGAGACGCUGGCGGGGGCUGGUGGAAGAGCUACAGGAAUCCCAGGGUAGACAAGGCCGAGUUCAAGCCUUCAGAGCUGCCCUGUGAUUUACUGGAGAGCAAACUGGAAAGCACCGGUGAAGGAACCGUACUGAAGAGGCUUUAUGCACAUACGCACAAGCGGUUUAAGAUUUCAGAGGAGCGGCUGAGGGAGCAUAUCAGCACCCUGGGUUUCCUGCAGCAGCCUGGAGUCGAGGGGCUCACGGACCCUGGAGAUGAUCCAUAUGACUUCAAGGAAGGGGACAUAGAGUACAGCUUCCCCACAUCCAAAAGACUCAAGGGCCCGGGACGUGAUCCCAACCGGAAAUCAAAGGGAGAAGAGAUGAACAGCAACAAUGCAGUGCCUGAAGGAAAAGAUGCCAUGUCCAUUUUUAGCUCUGCUCCUAAAUCCGAGGAAUUGGCUCAGGAUGAGUCUGGAGCCAAGGCCAACCCGCCUCUUACAAGAGAGAAAGAUCUGAUAGUGCUCAUCUCUGACCUGGAAAACAUCUUCGGAGAAGAGGAAGAUGAAUUGGGGACCACUUUUCCUAACCAUCAGCAGUCAACCAAGACUGUGGCCCCAGGAGCGGAAGAGCGCCCUCAAGGGAUCGAUGGAAGAGUAGCAGUGCCAUAUCCCUCAACAGUAGCAGAGCUUCAGCGAAUGUUUCCCACUCCACCCUCACUGGAGCAGCACCCUGCGUUCUCCCCCAACAUGACCUACCGUGACACUCCCAGCCAAGAGCCCCCGGCCCCCUCGGCUGGCGUGGAACACCCCCUCAGUGCCCAUGCCAACAGCCAGCUCAACGACUUCAAGAUGGAGGUGGAGGAUGGCAUGAGCAGCCCCAAAGCAGAAGAUGCUCGGGACUUCUCAUAUGUGUACCGUGUCCCCUCCGUCCAGCCACAGUUGGGCUGUUCCAUGUUCGCCCCUCUGCGAGCCCUUCCCAGCCAGUGCCUCCCGCCGCUGAAGAUCCCAGAGCAGUGCUACUACAGGCCUUCCUGGGCCCUGCUGCCCAAGAUGGAGCACUACUGCCUCCCAGCCCAGGCCCCGUUCUUACGGGAUGGAUAUGUAAACGUGCCCAGCAUCAGUACGCUCCAGGACCAGGACUACAGCCAGAUGAGCACCUGCACCACGUCUGUAGGCACGGUGGGCGGAGUCCUCCCUUCCCCGGCCACGCCUCGCUUCUCCGUCCCCACACCACGAACGCCCCGCACCCCCCGAGGCAUGGGCACGGCCAGUGGACAGGGUUCUGUCAAGCAGGACGGCACUGAGCUGAGUUCCCCCGCCUCCACCCCCUCGGCCAGCCUGCCGCUCAGUUCCGUGGAGCCGGCAGCGUGCGGGCCGGCUUUACCGGAGGCCCACAGCCUCUACGCCAUCCUGCUGCUGUCCGACUCCGUCCUGGACGUUUUCAAGGACCGCAACUUUGACAGCUGCUGCAUCUGCGCAUGCAACACAAACGUGAAGGGUGCAGACGUGGGCGUGUACAUCCCGGACUCCACGCGCGAGGACCAGUACCGCUGCAUGUGCGGCUUCAGCGCUAUCGCUAACCGCAGGCUGGCACACGGCGCCGGCCUCUUUCUGGAGGAUGAGUUGGACAUCUUUGGCCGUGGCUCGGAGGCGGGUCGUGCUGCGGAGAGAAGACUGGCGCUGUGCAGGAGGGAGCUUCCGGCCGGAGCUACGAGGAGGGGCACGCAGGAGCCGCCCAUGUCCGUUUUAGGGCUGAUUCAGGAACAGUGCUCCCAGCCCAUCACCUCUUUGGCCUCGCUGCAUAAGCCUGCUGCUUGCUCUUGCCGGAGCAGACAGGGGGCGCUCUUGCAGAGCUGGGCGGCUGAUCGGCUGUGGGCGGACAGCAUUGACGCGUGUGUGGAGUGCUAUAAUGCACUGGUGCAGGGGCUGCAGUAUGUGGACAAUGCGACAGGAGGGAAGGUAGAGCAGGCUUUGGUGAGGAGCACCGCCCUGCACUCAUGGCCUCAUACGAAUGUGUUGGACAUCAGCAUGCUCUCCUCUCAGGAUGUGGUGCGGAUGUUGCUGUCCCUACAACCCUUCCUACAAGACGCCAUUCAGAAGAAACGCACUGGUCGGACCUGGGAGAACAUCCAGCACGUUCAGGGGCCGCUUACAUGGCAGCAGUUCCAUAAGAUGGCAGGACGAGGCUCAUAUGGUUCAGAGGAGUCUCCAGAGCCUCUUCCUAUCCCCACACUGCUGGUGGGCUAUGACCGGGACUUCUUAGCCCUGUCCCCUCUGGCGCUACCCUUCUGGGAAAAACUGCUUCUGGAGCCUUAUGGGGGUCAGAGGGACGUGGCAUAUUUGGUUCUUUGUCCCAAUAAUGACCCCAUAAUAAACGGAGCCAGAGCCUUCUUCCAGGAACUCAGUGCGGUCUAUGAGUCGUGCCGUCUUGGAAAGCAUCGUCCGCUGGGCAGGGUAUCCAGAGACGGUAUAGUGCCUGUGGGAGUGGAUGAAGCUGAGAAGCUGGAGGAGGAUUUGGUGGAUGAGUGGCUCACUGGACCGUGGUCUGGACAGCACCAUGAAGAUCAUCUCAGCAAACUCAAGCUUUAUGCCCAAACCUGCAAACAGAGACUAGCUCAACAGCUCUCAGUCUUGUCGUUGGACAGCAGUCUCCUUCUACUCCCAAAGCCUCAGCCGAGCCCAGCUCCCACCCAGCCUGCUCAGUCUACCCCAUCCAGCCAGCCCACCCCUGAGGCAGACGCAGCAGCAGCAGCAGCAUCGGCAGCAUCAGCAGCAGCAUCGGCAGCAUCAGCGGCAGCGUCGGCAGCUCCCGCUUCAGGCAGCACACCCACACCCACGAGUACCACCAGCGCAGCCCAGGCCGCUUCUGCUGAGCAGGGACAGAGCGAGACCAAAAACGUCCCUAACUCUACCCUCAACCCAAACAACCAACCAGCAGAGAGUAAUGAGAAUAAUUCUGCAGAGCGGGAGCGAAUCGGCAUUCCAACAGUGGCAGACUCAGCGGACAGCCACGUCCACCCUCCAGCCAUCGUGCUGUACAUGGUGGAUCCCUUCCUGUGCUCUGGGACGGGGAUGGGGCCAGGAGAUGAUGAGGAAGCAGAGGAGGUGGAGUCAGGCAGUGUGUGGCUGCUGUCUCUGUUGCGCUGCUUUUCGGACAUGCUGAGCAUGCUGCCGGAGAACCUGCAGCCAGCGGUGGUGCUGCAGGUGGUGCCGUGUCAGUAUCUGCUGCAGCCGGCCAGUGGAGAGAGUCCUCUGUACCUGCAGCACCUGCGCUCUCUGGCUUUCUCCGCCCACUCGCAGUGCAGACGCCGGCUGCCCACACAGACGCAGAUCAAAUCACUCACAGGAUUCGGCCCAGCCGCCACUGUCGAAUCUCUGCUCAAGAGCCCAGAGAACCCCAGCUCUAUGCAAGUGUACUCUCCUCCGUUCAUCCUGGGCCCUACUCGUAGUAAGCAGCCAGAGGCAGGAGAGGUGUGCUCAGAUACUCCUGCUCGAAACAACGUGCUCUUUGUGGGCUACUGCUUAUCCCACGACCAGCGCUGGAUCCUGGUGUCCUGCACUGACCAGCAGGGGGAGCUUCUGGAGACCUCUAUUAUCAACAUAGAUGUCCCCAACAGGUCUCGUCGUCCCAAGUUCUCUCCACGUAAAAUAGGCCUGAAGAAAGUGUGGGAGUGGUGCAUCAGCAUUAUCCAAAUGACAGCAGUGCCAUGGAGGAUUGUAAUUGGCCGUCUGGGUCGGUUAGGUCAUGGAGAGCUGAAAGACUGGAGCCUCCUGCUGGGUGAACACUCUCUGCACUCCAUCAGUAAGCAGCUGCGUGAAGCGUGUCGCAUGUGUGGAAUCUCAGCUGCUGAUUCCCCAUCCAUCCUCAGUGCCUGCCUCGUGUCUAUGGAGCCCCAGGGGUCCUUUGUGGUCAUGCCAGAUGCAGUAACCAUGGGUUCAGUGUUCGGACGCAGCACAGCCCUGAACCUGCAGACGUCUCAGCUGAACACUCCACAGGACGCAUCCUGCACCCACAUCCUGGUCUUCCCCACUUCUUCCACCACUCAGGUGGCUCCCAGCUCCUACCCCACCGAGGACAAUCCAGAUGACAUGUUUGGCCUGCCGUUCCCGGACGAGCUGGAGAACGACAUUGGGCACGAUAUGAUGUUCUUUACGGGGAACCUGCACCCUUCCCCCAACACCUCGCCUGUGCCCUCCCCUGGAUCUCCCUCCGGCAUGGGGGUGGGCUCCCACUUCCAACACACACGGAGUCAGGGAGAGCGCUUGCUGUCCCGCGAGGCUCCUGAAGAGCUGAAGCAGCAGCCUCUGGCUCUAGGCUAUUAUGUCUCCACCGCUCAGGCUGAAGGGCUUCCUCACUGGUUCUGGGCCUCCUGUCCUCAAGCGCAGAAUCAGUGUCCACUGUUCCUCAAGGCUUCUCUGCACCAUCAUAUCUCCAUAGCUCAGACAGAUGAGCUGGUCUCCAGCAAGACGUCUCAGAGGAGCCCACAUCCACUGGACUCCAAAACCACUUCAGAUGUGCUCAGGUUUGUGCUGGAGCAGUACAACGCCCUCUCCUGGCUAACUUGCAACCCUGCCACCCAAGACCGCCGCUCCUGCCUUCCUGUGCACUUGGUCAUCCUCAUCCAGAUGUACAAUGCCAUCCUGAACAUCCUAUAGGACUACUGGAGAGAGGCCAGUCAGCUGGGUGCACAGUACUGUCGUCCCCUUCUGAAAUGUAGCCGCCGUUAGCCGCCGCCCUUUUUGGCUGAAAAAGUGGAACUUCUGGUCUACCUUUGCACUGCCUUUUUUGCGUAGGCUUGGCUAUGGCGUCCCUCGCACGACUGCCUCGAGCUUUAGGCUCCAGCAGCAGGCGAGGAAAAAGCAGCUUGUACUCUCCGUGGAAGGCGGUGGUCAGUUUGUCGGAACUGAUGUUUGCAUUUGACCAUCUCUGAAAUAAGCCUAGUACAAUCACUACCCUUUAACUCUCUCAGCCAUACGACGCGCUUCUUACGCCACGUGGUCCGAGCUGGAGAAACGGACGGGAAUGUGGAAUCCUGCACAUUUGGACCGAAUUUCAAGUGGCAGCCAUGCUUUCUGUUUUUCUUGUUCUUCUUCUCCCCCUCCAGAAGAUCCAGCCCAGUCUCCCCGAGGAGGAACACAGCUGUGUGACAUUGUGUAACAACACUAUGAUGAACGAAGCUGAGAACUUUAGCCAUGAUCAACUUAUCCUCCUUAUUCACGUCUCUACGCAAACUUUGACGAGCAUCCAUGCCACUGCUGGUAGAGCAUUAAGAGAGUCUACAGAGACGUUCUGGUCCUGGUUCAGCCGCAGCAGUUUGUCCACAUGCUCUGAAGACUCACCGAAUGUCACACAGCCACUUACUUACACUAUGGCCUAAUCCGAUAUGCAAAGUCUGAAUCUGAACUGUUAUAAGACUCUGUCCAUUUCUGUCCGUUUCCUCUCAACUGCCCGUGAUGCAUUUCAGCCCCAGAGGGGUAACCUGACACACGCCAGAAGAACCCGGGCUGAUUUUACUCCACAACAUCCUUUUAUUCAUCAUGUUAUUCUUAUUUUUUUACAUCUUUGUAAACUAUUGUACAGAGCUCCUCUAAAGUGUCGCUCUCAGUUUGCAUUCAAAGUUGAACACUCGAGAGACGGCGACUCAAUAAUGGCACUUUCAACUCCCUCACUUUUGUUUCUUUUGAAGAGUCAAUUUUAUUGUUGUAGAUAAAUUGCCAACGAAUAUUUGACAAUGAAAUCAAAAAGAUGAAAAGUGUAUUUGUUCAUAGUGUAAAGCUGACUUUGCAGAGAACUAUUUUUAUUAAUGAAAGCAAAAAUUUAAAUAAAAAAAAAUACAAUCAAGGCCUUUUUUCCAAAUUCAAAUUGAAAGCCUUGAGCUCAGAAAUGUUAUCUCUAAUUUUAAAGAUGAGAAUUGUAACAGAAAAAGUUGAAAUGCCAUAUUUAUAUAUUAUAUAUCCCAUUGUAUAAUGACAUAUAUAUCAUAUCUCUUUCAAGCCACCACAGAUGGGGAAUAUUGUGGUAGGGGUUUACAUACAUACAUACAUGCAUACAUACAGGCACACACACACACAAACACUCACACACACAUUCAUACACACAAAUCUUUAUAAAAGACAGACAAAACAGUAUAAAAGUUUAUGAAAUUAAUGCAUUAAGUUGCAUAUUUACUUUUUUAUUUACACGUUGGUCUUGCCUUUUAAUUUAAUGAGCUAAGUUAAUAACUAAGCAACGCAGAAAAAGAUAUAUUUAUGAAAGUGUUUUCUUUUACUGCAAAAUAAACUUGAAAUAGGCAAUAGAUUUAAUUCAGUGUAUUUGAGCAUAACGCAUAUUGUAUAUUUAACUAAUAUGCAUUAUUUGCAAGGCAGUUUUGAAAGAUGUCAAGAAGAAGAUUAAAAAAAGAACAAUGUUAAAGCAUUGAAAAAGGUCUGUUGCUCAUUCAUGUUCAUUCAGUUUGCCCUGUAAUUUGUAUACUCCCUUGCAUGUUUGUAAAUACACUUUUCAGCAGUGUUUUUUCAAAUUUCUGAAAGCUGUACAUUUCAUGCCAGUUCUGAUUUAUUUUAUUCAAUAUGACUCCUAUGAAGUUUUUUUUCUCUUUCCUAUUUUGCCUUUUUUUAAAAUAUAAAUAUAAAGUAUAUCCACCUCAUUCAAAUACAGCCAAGGGUGCAUUGCCAAGACAUAUGUAUACUAAGGACAAAUACUUUGGGGCAGGUUUGUUACACCUACCAUCAUUUUGAAUAUCAGACAGAUCUGUCUCUGGGAAGAGAUCUGUAUCUUUUACACUUUUUUUAAGUAAAUUAUUCAAAUCUGAAA
Messenger RNA from Astyanax mexicanus (Mexican tetra), 10791 nucleotides. Its product is annotated as mediator complex subunit 13L. Gene Ontology annotation, cellular component: mediator complex. Gene Ontology annotation, biological process: regulation of transcription by RNA polymerase II. Lineage: Eukaryota; Metazoa; Chordata; Actinopteri; Characiformes; Acestrorhamphidae. The coding region runs from base 2238 to 8636 and encodes 2132 amino acids. The record is from RefSeq and is a predicted model, not a curated record. Gene Ontology annotation, molecular function: transcription coregulator activity. The transcript is spliced from 31 exons.